Molecule: messenger RNA, 648 nt
Organism: Paramecium octaurelia
Lineage: Eukaryota; Ciliophora; Oligohymenophorea; Peniculida; Parameciidae
Source: the annotation of a GenBank genome assembly
AUGUUCCAAUCUUUAAUUCGCUUUUCUUUUAGCAAGUUUGUUCCUUCCAAAGUUACUUGUUGGAAUUGUAAAUCAAAUGAGUUUAUAAACAGAUUUAUUUGUGGUUAGUGCAAAUAUUUAAAAGAGCCUUCUCGUUAAUUAUAAGAUAUUAAUUACUUUGAGCUUUUUGAUUUGCCUAUUAACAUCAAUGUGGAAACCAGAUAUUUAGAAAACAAAUAUCGAUCAUUGCAAUUAAAAUUUCAUCCUGAUCGAUUUGUGACUAUGCCUUCGAUCAAUAUUUCGUAUAGUCAAGAAUAUUCUGCUUUUAUCAAUGAAGCCUAUUCAGUACUGAAAAACAUUCACGAGAGAGCAGAAUACAUUGUAUAAUACCUCAAUAUUAUAUAGUUGUCUCUUAAGGGAUUUUAAAUUAAAGAGUGCAGUGUUCUAUUGGACUUAGAGUUUAUGGAGGAAAUUUUGGAAUUGCAGUCCCAAGUUCAGAGAGGGGAAAAUAUAUCUCAAAUUAAUCAAAAGAAUAAUUUGGAAAUUGAAAAAAUGACAAAAUAAAUAAUUUAAGACAUCUCAAAUGAGCAAUACGAAAAGGCUUACGAAAUCAUACUCUAUUUAAAAUAUAGAUAACGACUAAAGGAUUAGAUUCUAAUACAUAUCUGA